UGUUACCUCGUGGUCACGUGACUCCACAUCCGCUCUGUGCUUGUUGCUGUUAUGACGACGAACUUUGGAGAGUCAGAUGAAUGGUGGCGAUGAAGAAGAAGGUUAACUCCAACAGAAACCACCAGAGGUCUCUAAGAUGUACAGUGUACCUGGACAUUCAGACAGUUACAUGCCCAGGGGUCCUUCUGCACAAAAAAAAUGAAAUCUACCUCAGUGUGCGUCUAAUGGGCCAGUACAAGAAGACUCCAUGUUUGCCACCUCUUUUCCCUUUACUGUUCAACCACAGAAUGGUUUUUGUCAAGACCUUCUCAGGCGUUGUUGACCCUGCUGAUGUAGCUGACCUCCUCGAAGCUGACACAACAGUUUUUGAGCUGAUUCAAUUGGUCCCUCCAGAGGGGGAGAUUCUUGCCACGGUGGAAGAAUGCAGCAGAGAUUUUCUGUACCCUGGUCCCAGUCUGGUUGCCAGAGAAGAAGCUGCAGAAAGAGACAUACUGAUGAAAAGAUCUUCCACGUUUCCUGGAAUCUCUCCUAAAGUGGAGUUUGCAACGGUAUCAGUCAUAGAGGAGAGUGGUGGAAGAGACAGCUGGGCUCCAUCACCUAACUGUUGUCGUUCUCCGGUGAGGCCAUUGUUAACCCCAUCUCAGCAAAGAUCAACAAAGAAAUCUUCACCAUUAGGUAAAACAGAUGGUGGUAAUUCAGACUUUUUUGUGCGGAAAGACUGGGAGGAAAAGCUAAACGUCAAGGCCGCAGGCACGAACUGUGCUCUCACGUCAACAUCUAGACGCUCUCUUUUUGCAACCCCGUCGGACUGGAGUCCUCAAAGAAACAAUUACAGGAAACACAGUGACACCAGAGCUUCUGUGGACGCUGGGUACCAACAACCUACAGUUUCCUCGAGGGCACGAACCCUGUCCUCUUACACGCACCGCAAGAUGUGCCAACUGUCUGAGGACACCAGGCAGCGACUGAGCCAUCUCCAGCUGGGGCCUCACUACUUUCGGAAAGAAACGGAGAGCAAGCCACCGUUUUUGGUCCCUGGCUGCAGUAAUGCCCCCGGGAUGGGGACAUCCUCCUCCUCGACAUUGAACAGCAGCAUGCAUAGACGCUCUGUCAGUUUCUCAGCUGGACACACAGAUUCUUCUCUCACUGGAAGUUACAGACAGAGAACAGAGAGAAUAGAAUCGCCUUCAGUGAGGGUCCAGACGUCUCUAAAGACACAGUCCCGACAUGAAGCCAAGAUCAAAAGCCCUAUGAGGGGUUCUGCCUCAGUUCGGUGUAGCCUGGCUGGAUCAGAACCAGGAGGCCUUCUGAAUGUCAGAGACAGGCUUCAGACUGGUCCAUCCUACUGGGAGCAGAUCCACAGCAGAGUCCAGAGGAUUCUGCAGACUCACAAAAUCACCUGGGACCACAGAAGAAGCUGUGACUUUUAAUCGACUGCAUGACUGUUUUUACUGCAAAUUCUAGACGUUAAUUCUACUAAGGCAUCCAGUGUUUUUCCAAUAAAUUGUAUAUUAAGGGA
Molecule: messenger RNA, 1519 nt
Organism: Girardinichthys multiradiatus
Lineage: Eukaryota; Metazoa; Chordata; Actinopteri; Cyprinodontiformes; Goodeidae
Gene: spata6
Product: spermatogenesis associated 6
Exons: 11
Coding region: 81-1430 (449 amino acids)
Biological process (GO): spermatogenesis
Molecular function (GO): myosin light chain binding
Source: RefSeq, a predicted model, not a curated record